Molecule: messenger RNA, 6548 nt
Organism: Mus musculus (house mouse)
Lineage: Eukaryota; Metazoa; Chordata; Mammalia; Rodentia; Muridae
Gene: Eif2ak2
Product: eukaryotic translation initiation factor 2-alpha kinase 2
Exons: 16
Coding region: 324-1913 (529 amino acids)
Biological process (GO): defense response to virus; endoplasmic reticulum unfolded protein response; positive regulation of canonical NF-kappaB signal transduction
Cellular component (GO): cytosol; cytoplasm; perinuclear region of cytoplasm
Molecular function (GO): protein serine kinase activity; ATP binding; identical protein binding
Source: RefSeq, a predicted model, not a curated record
GAGGGCGAAUAGAUUUCAGAGCCUGCACCUGAAGUACAAUUCGAAUCCUGCUCCAGGGAGCGAGCCACUGUCCGGAUCCAGAAACUUUGGCAGGGGAACAGACUGGAACAUCUCACUUCUUGGAAGCCAAGUGUUAAAGAAGGGGCAGGGCCAGUAGUUUUUUAAAGCAGAUGGUCCAGGAGGAGAGGAAGAAAGAUUUUGACAUGAAGUUUUUUUCUAAAUUCAUUUGGAGCUGAGACGAGUCAUGUAGAGAAGCGGCCCUGUCUCCUGUUCUCCUGUGGUGGGUUGGAAACACCAGAUCUGAUGUCGUCUGUCAGUGUCACAUGUGUAGGCCCCUCUUCCUUUGCAGGCCACUGGGAGGAAAAAUGGCCAGUGAUACCCCAGGUUUCUACAUGGACAAACUUAAUAAAUACCGCCAGAUGCACGGAGUAGCCAUUACGUAUAAAGAACUUAGUACUUCGGGACCUCCACAUGACAGAAGGUUUACAUUUCAAGUUUUAAUAGAUGAGAAGGAAUUUCCAGAAGCCAAAGGUAGAUCAAAGCAGGAGGCAAGAAACGCUGCAGCCAAAUUAGCUGUUGAUAUACUUGAUAACGAAAACAAGGUGGAUUGUCACACGAGUGCAUCUGAGCAAGGCUUGUUCGUUGGUAACUACAUAGGCCUUGUCAAUAGCUUUGCCCAGAAGAAAAAGCUGUCUGUAAAUUAUGAACAGUGUGAGCCCAACUCUGAGUUGCCUCAAAGAUUUAUUUGUAAAUGCAAAAUUGGGCAGACAAUGUAUGGUACUGGUUCAGGUGUCACCAAACAGGAGGCAAAGCAGUUGGCUGCGAAAGAAGCCUAUCAGAAGCUGUUAAAGAGCCCGCCGAAAACUGCCGGAACAUCCUCUAGCGUUGUCACAUCUACAUUCAGUGGCUUUUCCAGCAGCUCGUCUAUGACAAGUAAUGGUGUUUCCCAGUCAGCACCUGGAAGUUUUUCCUCAGAGAACGUGUUUACGAACGGUCUCGGAGAAAAUAAAAGGAAAUCAGGAGUAAAAGUAUCCCCUGAUGAUGUGCAAAGAAAUAAAUAUACCUUGGACGCCAGGUUUAACAGCGAUUUUGAAGACAUAGAAGAAAUUGGCUUAGGUGGAUUUGGUCAAGUUUUCAAAGCGAAACACAGAAUUGAUGGAAAGAGAUACGCUAUUAAGCGCGUUAAAUAUAACACGGAGAAGGCGGAGCACGAAGUACAAGCGCUGGCAGAACUCAAUCACGUCAACAUUGUCCAAUACCAUAGUUGUUGGGAGGGAGUUGACUAUGAUCCUGAGCACAGCAUGAGUGAUACAAGUCGAUACAAAACCCGGUGCCUCUUUAUUCAAAUGGAAUUCUGUGAUAAAGGAACUUUGGAGCAAUGGAUGAGAAACAGAAAUCAGAGUAAAGUGGACAAAGCUUUGAUUUUGGACUUAUAUGAACAAAUCGUGACCGGAGUGGAGUAUAUACACUCGAAAGGGUUAAUUCACAGAGAUCUUAAGCCAGGUAAUAUAUUUUUAGUAGAUGAAAGACACAUUAAGAUCGGAGACUUUGGCCUUGCAACAGCCCUGGAAAAUGAUGGAAAAUCCCGAACAAGGAGAACAGGAACUCUUCAAUACAUGAGUCCAGAACAGUUAUUUUUAAAGCACUAUGGAAAAGAAGUGGACAUCUUUGCUUUGGGCCUUAUUCUAGCUGAACUUCUUCACACGUGCUUCACGGAGUCAGAGAAAAUAAAGUUUUUCGAAAGUCUAAGAAAAGGCGACUUCUCUAAUGAUAUAUUCGACAACAAAGAAAAAAGCCUUCUAAAAAAACUACUCUCAGAGAAACCCAAGGACCGACCUGAGACAUCUGAAAUCCUGAAGACCUUGGCUGAAUGGAGGAACAUCUCAGAGAAAAAGAAAAGAAACACAUGUUAGGGCCUUUCUGAGAAAACAUUCCUCUGCCGUGGUUUUCCUUUAACGAUCUGCAGUCUGAGGGGAGUAUCAGUGAAUAUUAUCCUUCUUUUCUUAAUACCACUCUCCCAGACAGGUUUUGGUUAGGGUGACCCACAGACAUUGUAUUUAUUAGGCUAUGAAAAAGUAUGCCCAUUUCCUCAAUUGUUAAUUGCUGGGCCUGUGGCUGGCUAGCUAGCCAAAUAUGUAAAUGCUUGUUUCUCGUCUGCCCAAAGAGAAAGGCAGGCUCCUGUGUGGGAAGUCACAGAGCCCCCAAAGCCAACUGGAUGAGGAAGGACUCUGGCUUUUGGCAUAAAAAAGAGCUGGUAGUCAGAGCUGGGGCAGAAGGUCCUGCAGACAGACAGACAGACAGACAGACAGACAGACAGACAGACAGAGACACAAAGACAUGGACUAGAAUGGAGGAGGGAGGGAGGAAGGGAGGGAGGGAGAGAGAGAGAGAGAAAGAAAGAGAGAGAGACCACAUGGAGAGACAAAAUGGCUUAAGUUAGCUGGGCUACCUGAGAGACUGUCCCAGAAAACAGGCCAACAACCUUCCUUAUGCUAUAUAGAUGUCUCAGUGUCUUUAUCAUUAAACACCAAGCAGGACUGCUAAAAACUCUGCAAUAGGGUUUUUUUUUUCCUGUUACUUCAAAAGCAAUCUUACAAAGUUAUUUUUUUGACAAUUCCAUACAUGCAUUGUGUUCUGAUCCCACUCUGAACCCUCUGCCAUUCAUGCCUUGUCUGUCAUGUGAACUGUUGCCUCUGAAUGUGGGGGUCCAAAUUAACCCUCUGCCCUUGAGUGGCUUCUCUCAGGUAGUGAUUGUGAUGAGAAAAGUAAUGAGAUGCUGGCAAAGAUGUGCAGAAAGAAGAACACUUCUCCACUGCUGGUAGGAUUGCAAGCUGGUACAACCACCCUGGAAAUCAGACUGGAGGUUCCUCAGAAACACAGUACUACCUGAGGACCCAACAAUACCACUACUGGUCAUAUACCCAGAAGAUGGUCCAACAUGUAAUAUGGACACAUGCGCCACUAUGUUCAUAGUAGCCUUAUUUAUAAUAGCCAGGAGCUGGAAAGAACCCAGAUGUCCCUCAGCAGAGGAAUGGAUACAGAAAAUGUGGCACAUUUACACAAUGGAGUACUACUCAGCUAUUAAAAAUGAAUUCAUGAAAUUCUUAGACAAAUGGAUGGAUCUGGAGGAUAUCAUCUUGAGUGAGGUAACCCAAUCGCAAAAGAACACACAUGAUAUGCACUCACUGAUAAGUGGAUAUUAGCCCAAAAGCUCCAAAUAACCAAGAUACAAUUCACAGACUACAUGAAGCUCAAGAAGAAGGAAGACCAAAGUGUGGGUGCUUUGGUCCCUCUUAGAAGGGGAACAAAGUACUCACAGGAGCAAAUAUGGAGAUAGAGUGUAGAGCAGAGACUGAAGGAAAGGCCAUCCAGAGACUGUCCCAUAUACAGAGACUGGGAAUUCAUCCCAUACACAGUUACCAAACCCAGACACUAUUGUGGAUGCCAAGACAUUCAUGCUGACAGGAGCCUGAUAUGGCUGUCUCCUGAGAGGUCCUGCCAGAGCCUUACAAUACAGAGACUGAUGCUCACAGCCAACCACUGGACUGAGUGUGGGGUCCCCAAUAGAGGAGUUAGAGAAAGGACUGAAGGAGUUGAAGGGGUUUGCAACCCCAUAAGAACAACAAUAUCAACCAAGCAGACCCCCCAGAGCUCCCAGUGACUAAGCCAUCAACCAAGGAGUACACAUGGCUCCAGCUGCAUAUGUAGCAGAGGAUGGCCUUGUCAUGUAUCAAAAGGAGGAGAGGUCCUUGGUCCUAUGAAGGUGCGAUAGAUGCCCCAGUAUAGGGGAAUCAAGGGCAGAUAGGUGGGUUGGAGGAACACCCUCAUAGAAGCAGGGGGAGUAAGGAAGGAUAUGGGGAUUUCUGGGAGGGGUGGAAACUAGGAAAGGGGGUAACAUUUGAAAUGUAAAUAAAGAAAAUAUCCAAUUAAAAAAAAAAGAAAAAGAAAAAAGAAAAGAAUAGUAAUAAAAUGGUACAGGAAGUAGAGUUAUAUUGCAAUAAACCUACUGUUGGGCUUUCAGGACUGGUUUGUGGGAGGAAUGUGAAAAAGUUUGAAGCCCCAGGUUAGAGAAGUCCUCAAAUGGUAUACGUCAAACUUACUGUGGUAGCUCAAAAGUCUCCUGAGAGGCCCUGCUUGGAGUUAGCCUUGUAGAGGUCCAGUCUUUCCUUGUUGUUCUUUCAGACUUGCUUUGUAGAAUAUUGGUAGUUACUUUGUGCCUUUGUAUGCUGUAAUAGUUGUUUUAUAGGGCCUCACAGCUAAGAGUUUCUCGCUGCUUCUCAAAGCACUUUGGACCUUUGCAUGGAGUUGAGUAUUAAGAUUAUGGGAAUUUCUGAGGUGGGACUGAAAGCAUUUUGCAUUAUGAGAUGGCCAUGAGCCAACAGAGACUUGGACACACUCCUCCACUGUCAACCGAGGCUUCUGCCAAAUCUUCCCUGUCAUGAAGGAUUGUAUCAUCUGAAAUUGAGUCUAAAUAGAUAAAUAAAUAAGUAAAUAAAUCUCUCCUCUCUUAAGUUGCAUCUGUUGGGCUUUUAGUGACAAGAAAAGUAGCUAACAUACUGUUUACAGAAGUCAUGUCAACAAGAAGCACCCAUAAUGCCUUCAAAGGGAGAAUGAAUUUGAAAUGCUAUUUACUUAUUGGAGAAUGAACUGAAGCUAGAUGUAGUAACAGUAUAUUAACAGCAUGUUAAGAGAAAAAUAUUUUUUAAAUGUUUAUGGAAGGAAACCAUUCACAAGUUGAUAGAACAUUCCAGAGCAUACAAAACAAAAUCAUUUUUAAAGAUCCCCUCCCCGAUUUUUGGAAUCUCAGUAAGUAGGACAAGCUUUUACGCAAGGGGUUUGCCAUCAGAACGCAGGUGUUGGGAAAGCCACCGCUAAUUUAAAGCAAAAAUGGGGAAGGAAAAGACUCACAUCAACAUCGUCUCCGGCAAGUCCACCACAACCGGCCACCUGAUCUACAAAUGUGAUGGAAUCGACAAGCGAACAAUCGAAAAGUUUGAGAAGGAGGCUGCUGAGAUGGGAAAGGGCUCCUUCAAGUACGCCUGGGUCUUAGACAAACUGAAAGCUGAGCGUGAGUGUGGUAUCACUAUUGACAUCUAUCUCCCUGUGGAAAUUCGAGACCAGCGAAUACUACGUGACCAUCAUUGAUGCCCCAGGACACAGAGACUUCAUCAAAAACAUGACUACAGGCACAUCCCAGGCUGACUGUGCUGUCCCGAUUGUUGCUGCUGGUGUUGGUGAAUUUGAAGCUGGUAUCUCCAAGAAUGGGCAGACCCACGAGCAUGCUCUUCUGGCUUACACCCUGGGUGUGAAACAGCUGAUUGUUGGUGUCAACAAAAUGGAUUCUACCGAGCCACCAUACAGUCAGAAGAGAUGUGAGGAGAUCGUUAAGGAAGUCAGCACCUGCAUUAAGAAAAUUGGCUACAACCCUGACCCAGUAGCAUUUGUGCCAAUUUCUGGUUUGGAAUGGUGACAACAUGCUGGAGCCAAGUGCUAAUAUGCCUUGGUUCAAGGGAUGGAAAGUCACCUGCAAAGAUGGCAGUGCCAGUGGCACCACUCUGCUGGAAGCUUUGGAUUGUAUCCUACCACCAACUUGUCCAACUGACAAGCCUCUGCGACUGCCCCUCCAGGAUGUCUAUAAAAUUGGAGGCAUUGGCACUGUCCCUGUGGGCCGAGUGGAGACUGGUGUUCUCAAACCUGGCAUGGUGGUUACCUUUGCUCCAGUCAAUGUAACAACUGAAAUCAAGUCUGUUGAAAUGCACCAUGAAGCAUUGAGUGAAGCUCUUCCUGGGGACAAUGUGGGCUUCAAUGUAAAGAACGUGUCGGUCAAAGAUGUUAGAGAGGCAUUGUUGCUGGUGACAGCAAAAACGACCCACCAAUGGAAGCAGCUGGCUUCACUGCUCAGGUGAUUAUCCUGAACCAUCCAGGCCAAAUCAGUACUGGCUAUGCUCCUGUUCUGGAUUGUCACACAGCCCACAAAGCAUGCAAGUUUUUCUGAGCUUAAAGAAAAGAUCGAUCGUCGUUCUGGUAAGAAGCUGGAAGAUGGCCCCAAAUUCCUGAAGUCCGGUGACGCUGCCAUUGUUGAUUUGGUCCCUGGCAAGCCCAUGUGUGUUGAGAGCUUCUCUGACUAUCCUCUACUUGGUUGUUUUGCUGUUCGUGACAUGAGGCAGGCAGUUGCUGUGGGAGUCAUCAAAGCUGUGGACAAGAAGGCUGCUGGAGCUGGCAAAGUCACCGAGUCUGCCCAGAAAGCUCAGAAGGCUAAAUGAAUAUUACCCCUAACACCUGCCACCCCAGUCUUAAUCAGUGGUGGAAGAACGGCCUCAGAACUGUUUGUCUCAAUUGGCCAUUUAAGUUUAAUAGCAGAAGACUGGUUAAUGAUAACAGUGCAUCGUAAAACCUUCAGAAGGAAAGAAUGUUUUGUGAACCAUUUUGUGUGUGUGUGUGGCAGUUUUAAGUUAUUGGUUUUCAAAAUCAGUACUUUUUAAUGGAAACAACUUGACCAAAAAUCUGUCACAGAAUUUUGAGACCAUUAAAACAAGUUUAAUGAGAAA